AUGACAAAUAAUACUAUCUUCUUAUAUCGCCGUGAUCUUCGAUUGUUUCAAAUCAUUGAUAAUAAAGAAGACUUUACAUUAGUUUGGUUAGAUAAAUAUAUCGAUGAUUCAACCAAAACACAACAUCUUCAAACUUCAUUACAACAAUUAAAUAAUUAUGUACAAUUCUUUACUGAUAUAAAGUUAUGUCUGAAUUUUAUUCAAACAAUAAAAUAUGAAAAACUAUUCCUUAUUCUAUCACCUUCAAUUUCUAUAGAAGUUCUUCAGCAAAUACAUUCAUUAUCAUUAUUAAAUUCUGUUUUUAUUUUUUGUUAUUGUGAACAAGACAAUUGUGAUCAGUAUGUCUUAUUGCCUAAGAUUUAUUGUAAAAUAGUUGGACUAUUCAGAGAUAAAGAAACAUUAUUAAAAUCAAUAAAACAUUCAUUAGAUUUAGCUAAACGGCAAAUACGUGCAUUUAAUCUGUUUGAUCAACAAGAACAAAAAACAGCAAAAGAUUUGACAACAAAUCAAGCAUCAUUUCUAUGGUAUCAACUCUUAAUUAUCGUUUUAAGGAAAAUGCCACAUAAUCAAUGUGCUAAAGAACAAAUGUUAGCUAUGUGUAGGGAUUAUUAUCGAAAUGACAUACAUGAAUUAGAGAAAAUUCGUGUGUUUAGUGAAACAUAUUCAUCUGAUAAAGCAAUUGAAUGGUUUACAGCUAAUAGUUUUAUUUAUCGUUUGUUAAAUAAAGCUUUGAGAACAGAAGAUGUACAUCUGUUACAUUUAUUUCGUUUUUAUAUAACUGACUUAUGUACUUAG
Didymodactylos carnosus is the source of this 795-nucleotide messenger RNA. Lineage: Eukaryota; Metazoa; Rotifera; Eurotatoria; Philodinida; Philodinidae. The record is from the annotation of a GenBank genome assembly.